AUGACGACGAGCACUAAUGACACUCUCCGCCCUUCCGCCAACAAUCGCUUACCAUCGCUCAAUCAGCUUGCUGCUCGCAUCAACAUCAAUGUUCCACCAACCCAAUCGCCCAGUUCAUCGUCAUCAACAACAGCUCCGCGACCUCGCCUCGCCGCAUUUGCACUGCGGACCGGCUCGACGACAUCAGUCGCUUCCUCCGUAACGACGGCAGACUCCGUCGCUGUCAACGCACCCACGACAAGAUCGGCCUCGCCAUCGACGCCUCCAGCUGAAGAAGUUGAAGUCGUUUCUCCAGGCGGGGAACCGCUGACGGCGGAGAAGCUGGAGAAACACAAUCAGCUGGAGGGUGAGAAGAAGAAUGUGAAGGUUGGAUACAAGAACAUCCCGAGUCUGGAUGCGAUCACUGCCAGGCUCGCCAAGACUCGUGCGCUGAGCAUCGAUGGCUCGGCUAAGCCACCGGAAGCGGAGAUGAUUGAGGAUCCGAAGACGCCAGGCGUGCCGAUGAAGGCGCCCGAGCACCCGCUGCAGUAUCUUUGGACGAUCUAUCACGAUACGAAAGCCAAAUUUCCCUACACCCCCGCCUCGAACUCGCAGCCUUCCACCGCCACAGACGGUACCUUCUCCCACUCGACCGAAUCCAAUGACUAUGAAGCUGGUCUUACUGUCAUUGGCGAGUUCAACACUGUCAAAGACUUUUUCCGGUACUUCAACUGGCUGAAACCGCCCUCCAAGCUCGAGCGCAAUUCGAAUUACCACCUCUUCAAGUCGGGUAUCAAGCCCAUGUGGGAGGACGAGGCUAACGCGAACGGGGGCAAGUGGGGUAUCGGUGCUGGAAACUGGCUCGCCAUGGCCUUGGUAGGCGAGGAGCUUGAGGAGGGCGACGAGAUCUGUGGGGCGGUCGUCAGUCUCAGGAGCAAAGUCGAUAGGAGCCAGGUCUGGACGAGGAGCAAGGACGACAUCGAGAAGCUCAAUGGUAUUGGGAGGAAACUCGUCAAGCUGCUCGACGUCUCUGAAGCAGAUGGGAUUGGGUUGGAGUUCCAGUAUAAUACGGACGACAGGCCACAGCCGAACAAGUUUUUGUCGAUCCAGGCGAUGCCCCAGACGGGUUAUCGAAAGUCGGAUUUGCAGUCUCCUGUUCUGAGUCCAGGCGCUUUUGGAAGCUUUGGUGUUGGGAUUGGGGGUGGUAGUGCAUGGAGGGGGUCCAAGAGGUCUUGAUUAUCGAAAAAUUGUAAUGUAAUUCGUUGUUCGGUUCUGCUAUUUGACGGCUUUUUCUUGAGGAUUUGAUGGUCGUGACGUGAUAUUCUUGCGCAAAUUCUGCUUGCUAUGCCGUUCAGCGUUGAUAUUCCGCAAUUACGGCAAAGUUGUUCUUGCUGUGGCAGCGUGAUUUACGGGCGGCUACGGUCAGGAUGGAUCUUGCUAUUACUCGUAUAUCGUGGGUAUUGGUCAUCGAAUCUAUUAUAUCGUACGUAGCCCUUCAACAUCGAAUCCGUGCUUUUCCCUUCAAAC
Messenger RNA from Desarmillaria tabescens, 1506 nucleotides. RefSeq names its product translation initiation factor eIF4e. Gene Ontology annotation, cellular component: eukaryotic translation initiation factor 4F complex. The transcript has 3 exons. Gene Ontology annotation, molecular function: translation initiation factor activity; RNA 7-methylguanosine cap binding. Bases 1 to 1215 code for a protein of 404 amino acids. The record is from RefSeq and is a predicted model, not a curated record. Gene Ontology annotation, biological process: translational initiation. NCBI's taxonomy places the organism in Eukaryota, Fungi, Basidiomycota, Agaricomycetes, Agaricales, Physalacriaceae.